This is a messenger RNA of Rhizophagus irregularis DAOM 181602=DAOM 197198, 1134 nucleotides long. RefSeq lists its product as uncharacterized. NCBI's taxonomy places the organism in Eukaryota, Fungi, Glomeromycota, Glomeromycetes, Glomerales, Glomeraceae. The record is from RefSeq and is a predicted model, not a curated record. Gene Ontology annotation, molecular function: deoxyhypusine monooxygenase activity; protein binding. Gene Ontology annotation, biological process: peptidyl-hypusine biosynthetic process.
UAAGAUCCCAUAAUACAAUGAUUGGAUCAUUGUUAUUUUAAGAUGUUGUACAAACAUCUAUUUUGUUUAAAUUAUAUUCUUUCGGUAAAAAACUUUUUUAUUAACUCAAAAUGACAAUAUCCACAGAAAUUUUUCCUUCAACUUCAUUAGAUUCUAUAAAAUCCGAUCCUGCUGUUUAUGAAAAUUUAGAAAAAAUCCUUAUCAACAAAAAUGGACAAGUACCAUUACAUAAGCGAUUUAGAGUCAUUUUUACUUUAAAGAAUUUAGCUGACGAGAAAAGCAUAGACAUACUCGCUAAAGCUUUUGAUGAUGAUUCUGCAUUAUUAAAACACGAGCUUGCAUACGUUUUGGGUCAAAUAAAGAAUCCAUAUGCAAAUUCUGUGCUUCGUACGGUCUUGGCUAAUAAAUCUGAAGAUCCUAUGGUUAGACAUGAGGCAGGUGAGGCUCUUGGAGCAAUUGGAGAUCCGUCAUCUUUAGAUAUCCUUGAAGAGUAUCUGAAUGAUGAACAUGCAGUUGUUCGAGAAACUUGUGAAUUGUCUAUUGCAAAAAUUAAAUAUGAAAUUGAUAAUGAUAAUAAUAAGCAGGAUAUUCCUAAAAGUUCGUAUACCUCAAUUGAUCCAGCACCACCAAAUGUAAAAACUCAAUCAGUAACAGAACUUCGUGAAAUCCUUUUAGAAACAAAGUUACCAUUAUUUGAACGAUAUCGUGCAAUGUUUGCGUUAAGAAACUUAGGUAGUAAAGAGGCUGUAUUAGCUCUUGCCGAAGGUUUUAAUGACCCCUCUGCUUUGUUUAGACAUGAAAUAGCCUAUGUUUUUGGACAAAUGCAAAGUCCAGAUAGUGUGCCUGCUUUGAUUAAGACAUUGGAAAAUAUGAAUGAGUUAUCUAUGGUUAGACAUGAAGCAGCUGAGGCAUUAGGUUCUAUUGCAACAUCUGAUUGUUUACCAGCAUUGAAAAAAUUCAAAGACGAUCAUGAAAGGGUUGUCAAAGAAAGUUGUGAAGUAGCAUUAGAUAUGUAUGAAUAUGAGAAUUCUAAAGAUUUUCAGUAUGCUGAUGGUUUAAGUAAAGCUUAGGAAAAUUUAUUUUCAAUUCUCAAAACAUUAUUAAAAUGAAUAGUAACUGUAAAUAUAAAGAGAA